Molecule: messenger RNA, 1376 nt
Organism: Racocetra fulgida
Lineage: Eukaryota; Fungi; Glomeromycota; Glomeromycetes; Diversisporales; Gigasporaceae
Source: the annotation of a GenBank genome assembly
UUGUCAUUGAUGGUGAUCAACAGGCAAACAGUUUACAGCCUAUUUAUUGUAAACUGUCUAAAAGGGCAGAAAAUGUAUACACUCACAUAAUUGUUACUGGCAAAGGUCGUGGAAUAAGCGGUGCAAAAUUAAUAAGGCUCAAUACCUUAUUCCCAAAUUGUGACGUGUCCGUAUACGAUCUAGGUAUUUCCGUCAACGAAAAUAUCUUACCGUUGGUAUUUCAAGGAGUAAGUCGUGUGUUAGAUCAACUUCGGCCAGAUGUUUUGAUUUAUAUAAAAGAUCCUGAAAACGAAGCGAUGCGUGGCGUUAAUGCCGCAUUUGUUGCCGCUUCUCGAACAAACAGUAUUACAAAGAUUGCUGUACCUAUUGAGCAUACGAAACACUUAAUGUGGAUAACUGAUUUAUCCAUCGAGGCACUUAAAAGUUGGAACACACCAAACAUUCAGAUACAAGUAAUCACACAAAAUCGUCCUAAAUCCCUAGAACGCCUCAUGCAAUCUCUCAAUUCAUCUAUUUAUUUUGGCGAUGAUGUAUAUCUCACUAUAAAUGUGGAUCGAAAAGCAGAUCCUGUCACCAUUAAAUUUUGUCAAACAUUUAAAUGGCCUUUUGGUUAUAAGAGCGUUCGACAUCGCAUAGUACAAGGUGGUUUGAUAGCUGCCGUGGUGGAGUCAUAUUAUCCUACCACCAAUGAUGAAUAUGCAGUAAUGUUAGAAGAUGAUAUUGAGAUUUCUCCAUUUUUCUACAUAAUGUUUGGAGUCAGUCUUUACGAUACAAAAUUAAAUGAAAAUCAUGCGACUGGUCGUAGACCAUUUAAUCCUGCUCAGGUUUUGAAAGACACAAAAUAUCCAGACCAAUCUCCAUAUCUUAGUCAAAAUCCUUGUAGUUGGGGUGCCUUAUUUUUCCCUGAAAUAUGGCGCGAAUUCCAUACUUAUCAAAAUGCUAGAUUAGGUAGUCAUAAACGAAAUAAGAUAGUUGUUCCAAAUAAUUCUAUCAGCUUUUCCACUAAUCAUGCUGAGAAAGGUGUUCAUUUUCGUCUCUCAGGAGAGAAAAAAAGAUUAUGGCUCCUUCCACUUAUGAAAGAGGAUAUUUUACUAGAAGGACUACCUGAUGGUCAUUUACCAAGCUACAAUGAUUUACCAGUUAUGGAUCUUUUUGGAAGAGUUGUGUCAACAGAAGAAAUAAUUCGACGCGGACGUAAAUUUCACUUGAAAAUUUCGAAGUGUCCUCCCAAUGAUGGAGAACUCACAUAUGACCCCCAAGACAUAUUAUGUGAGAAUCAGGAUAGCAUAAUAGAAAAAAAUGAACCAAUAACCGAGAAGAAAAGUUCUGCUGAAGAGCUAAUAAUUAAAGAAAAUGCGGAAAAUAAUUUAAUAUAA